AUGGAUCGACAAGCAAGAAUCAAUGAAGCCAAGCAGGGAAUCGAGGCCAUGUUCGAAGGCUUAGAUGACGGCGAUGCGGCCGACAUAGUUGAGAUCUGCCAGAAUGCAAUCGAAACUAUCGAGAUGAGAUAUGCAAAGAAACUCAGAGUCUUUAAAGAAUUCUACAAGCCCCUGUCUGACAGCGAGACCGACGAAAACAACUCUGUUGAUGCCACGCAGAAGAUCACCAACAAAUCAGAAAAGAAAAAACACAAAGAUUGA
Botrytis fragariae is the source of this 261-nucleotide messenger RNA. RefSeq lists its product as uncharacterized. Bases 1 to 261 code for a protein of 86 amino acids. The record is from RefSeq and is a predicted model, not a curated record. The transcript is spliced from 2 exons. Lineage: Eukaryota; Fungi; Ascomycota; Leotiomycetes; Helotiales; Sclerotiniaceae.